Molecule: messenger RNA, 1081 nt
Organism: Rhizopus microsporus ATCC 52813
Lineage: Eukaryota; Fungi; Mucoromycota; Mucoromycetes; Mucorales; Rhizopodaceae
Product: cyclin-domain-containing protein
Exons: 2
Coding region: 68-766 (232 amino acids)
Biological process (GO): regulation of cyclin-dependent protein serine/threonine kinase activity
Cellular component (GO): nucleus; cyclin-dependent protein kinase holoenzyme complex
Molecular function (GO): cyclin-dependent protein serine/threonine kinase regulator activity; protein kinase binding
Source: RefSeq, a predicted model, not a curated record
AUAAAAAAGAGGAAAAAAAGCAAGAGACAUGUUGUUGUUUACUUUUCUUUCUUUUUCUAUUUUAAACAUGAAUAUUGCAGAAUAUCCAACAAAUCAACUUAUUCAGAUUGUAUCUCGCUUGAUAGAAUCCCUAUUAGAAUCCAAUCAGCAUUUACCAGAUAAAAAAAUUACUUACUUUCAUUCAAGGACAAUACCCAAUAUCACCAUUCAGUCUUAUCUUUCAAGAAUUCAUAAAUUUGCGCCUUUUGAUAAUGAAGCUUUAAUAUCCAUGUUGAUUUAUUUUGAUCGAGUUCAUAAAUUGAAUAAAGGGUUUCAUAUUAACGCAUACAACAUACAUCGACUAGUCAUUGCAAGUAUUGUGGUGGCCGUCAAGUUCACUUCAGAUGUAUUCUAUUCAAAUGCAAGAUAUGCUAAAGUGGGUGGACUACCCUUAAAAGAAUUGAACCAAUUAGAAUUAGAAUUUCUAUUCUUUGCUGAUUUUCAAUUACACAUUGCCUUGGACGAUCUACAAGAAUACGCAAACCAAUUGUUGUCGCACGCUGUUCACCAACAGUCAACUACAGCAGCGACUUAUCAAAUCGUACCUUCACCUACACAUACACCAUCUACGUCACCAAAGGCAACAACAACAAUAACAGCUGUUUCUUUACCGCUUACUCCUCCUUAUUCAAACAAAUCAUCCCUAAAACGUCAUCAUCCUUAUCAGAGAUCAAAUCAUCAUACAAGCAAAAAACUAGGCUUAAUAUCCCCCAAAGACUUCAUUUAAUGUACAUACAUCAAUAAACCCUAUCGGCAUAUUCAUUCCUCUCCUAAGCCAAUCGAAUUCUGACAGUGUGGCGCGUGUAACAAAUGUGUGACUAAAGCAACUGUCAAUUGAUUUGCUUUUUUGAUUGGUUGCCAUGUAGAUUAGCACUGGUUCUUAGUGAUUUCAAAAUAUUGGAUAUCCAAUAAUUUGCUACAAAAGACUUCAAUCCUUUCAAGUGAGAGGCAUAUUCAUAAAAACGAAGAUAAGUGCUGUCACAUUGUCUAUGAAUCAAACAGGUUUGUUCAAGUCAAGUAAGGAAAUCGUAUGGAAUUUAAA